CGCUUCCUUCUUUCUUUCUACCACCUCCCCUCCUCAUCCCUUUGCCUUCUCCGAUCUCUAUUUAUACCGUCUUCGACAAAUACGAUUACUAAAAUAUCUAAUCUUUUUGUGUUGCCCACAAGAAAAAUAAAUAUCUUGAUUCUAUCUCUUGUAAAGAUAAUUUUUGCAUGAGAUUUAGUAGCCAUGGUUACUUUGACGAAGCUUCAAGUAUACCCACGAUGUUUGGAUCACCGACUCGGAUUCAUGGAUCAUCAACGGGUCGGGUCAAGAUUGGGUGUUAGAGAGCGUAACCAUAGGGUUUAUGUGCCUCGGUGUGAGAGUAAUUUAGAGAAGAAAAAGGUUGAAAGAGGGAGAAAGCGUGAGAAAGAGGGAAACGGGUUGUGGGAUUCUCUCAAAUCUGGUGUUAGCAAGUUGGGGCGGCCCUUAUCUAAGGAUGAGUAUAAUCAGAAAGUUCAAAAUUUAGAGAUGGUUUUCUCUUCGGUUGCUGUUCAAAUUGCUAGAUACAUUGUGACGAUGACGAGCACUGGAGCUAUUCUCUUGAUUGGGUUUCAAUUGUCAGGUGGAGAUAGUUCGAUGAAUUCAUUGGUUUGGUAUAGCUGGCUCGGUGGAGUUAUCAUUGGAACUAUGACCGGUGCUAACAUGGUUUUGGAAGAUCAUUACCGAGCCGGUCCACGUAAUGUUGUUAUAACCGGAAGCACGAGGGGACUAGGGAAAGCACUUGCUAGAGAGUUUCUUCUCUCUGGAGACAGAGUCAUUGUUACAUCUCGCAGUUCUGAAUCUGUUGAUAUGACUGUGAAAGAGCUUGAGCAAAACCUCAAAGAGAUUAUGAGUAAAGCUAGUGAAUCAGAUAGAAAGAAACUUGGUUAUGCUAAAGUGGUUGGUAUUGCUUGUGAUGUUUGUAAACCAGAGGACGUUGAGAAGCUUUCGAGUUUCGCUGUAGAAGAGCUUGGUUCCAUUAACAUAUGGAUCAACAAUGCUGGUACUAACAAAGGCUUUAGACCGCUGCUUGAUUUCACGGAAGAUGAUAUCAAACAGAUUGUGUCCACAAACUUGAUAGGAUCGAUUCUAUGCACACGAGGGGCGAUGGAAGUGAUGAGUAGACAGGACAAUGGUGGACACAUCUUUAACAUGGAUGGUGCUGGUUCUGGAGGCUCUAGCACUCCUCUCACGGCUGUAUAUGGGUCAACAAAAUGUGGACUUAGGCAAUUUCAUGGUUCUGUUGUGAAAGAAUCCCAAAAGACAAAAGUUGGCUUGCACACUGCUUCCCCGGGCAUGGUUCUCACCGAACUUCUUCUCAGUGGUUCGAGUAUAAAAAACAAGCAGAUGUUUAACAUAAUCUGCGAGCUUCCCGAGACGGUAGCUAGAACGCUAGUACCACGAAUGCGUGUUGUCAAAGGUUCAGGGAAAUCAGUCAAUUACCUAACUCCUCCAAGGAUAUUGCUAGCUAUCGUCACUUCCUGGCUCAGGAGAGGCCGGUGGUUUGACGACCAAGGACGGGCGUUAUAUGCAGCGGAAGCAGACAGACUAAGGAACUGGGCAGAGAACCGGACGAGGUUGUCGUUAACAGACGCGAUGGAGAUGUAUACUGAGAAUACUUGGGUCUCUGUUUUCUCUCUUUCUGUUGUUUGUGCAUUCAUCAUCGUAUCAAGCACCACACCUAGCUCUUUCCCAGGCACUUGACCAAAUGUAAAGUUACAUGUUAUGUAUAAAAACUAUAUGUAACGGGACCAAUUUGUUCAACUCUUCUCUGGUGAUGACACACCUUCUACGCAUGAUUUUUACUUUUA
Raphanus sativus (radish) is the source of this 1787-nucleotide messenger RNA. Its product is annotated as probable chlorophyll(ide) b reductase NYC1, chloroplastic. Lineage: Eukaryota; Viridiplantae; Streptophyta; Magnoliopsida; Brassicales; Brassicaceae. Gene Ontology annotation, biological process: chlorophyll catabolic process; PSII associated light-harvesting complex II catabolic process. The record is from RefSeq and is a predicted model, not a curated record. Bases 184 to 1680 code for a protein of 498 amino acids. Gene Ontology annotation, molecular function: chlorophyll(ide) b reductase activity. The transcript is spliced from 9 exons.